This is a messenger RNA of Homarus americanus (American lobster), 5624 nucleotides long. Its product is annotated as caskin-1-like. The record is from RefSeq and is a predicted model, not a curated record. Gene Ontology annotation, molecular function: protein binding. NCBI's taxonomy places the organism in Eukaryota, Metazoa, Arthropoda, Malacostraca, Decapoda, Nephropidae. Bases 730 to 2022 code for a protein of 430 amino acids. The transcript has 6 exons.
UGGGGCCCGGGCCAGCAAGGCGACGCACGGCGGCACUCACAGGCUCCCUCCCUCACAUAGUGCCACCGACCUGCCGCUACGCUCAUAGUCCUCUCCCUCGUGUUCUCUCUCGGUGUUCUAGUGUUCUCGUCGGGGGAGGUGAAAAACAAUUGUUAAGGAGCCCAGUGAAAAGUUUGUUCAGUAAGGAUCAUGUCUCCUAGUUUACGUGUGGGAAUAAGCUGAACCAAUCGGAAAUAAAACGUAUACAAAAGAAAGGAAUUGAUUGGUGGAGCUGGAAAUAACUUUAACCAAUAAUCAGUGGAGGAAUAAAUAACUUUAACUAAUCAGAAACAAGAAAAUGUCAGCGGGAGGAAAUAUUCAGUGACAGAAAAAAAUAAUCAAUAAUACAAUCAGUGAAGGCCAGAAAUAGCCUUCACCAAUCAGAAACAAGAACAUGCAACCGUAAGGAAAUAAUUGGUGGAGCGAGAAAUAACCUUUUACCAAUAAUUAACCGGUGAGGCGAGGGGAAGGAAGACCAACAAUCAGCGAAGCAAGAUAAUUAUAUAAAACUUCAGAAACAAGAAGAUGCCAGCGCGAGGAUAUAAUUGGUGGAAGGGAGGCGAGCGGCGAGUGAUAAUGUAAACAAACCAACACCCCUGGACACGACGCACGGCUCCUGGGCACAGAAAUAGCGACCCUAAUGACGUCUGGCCUUGAACGGAGGAUAAUUUGUGUGGUGUUGGUGGUUUAAUGUUGGGAGAUCCUACCACUCAUCUGUGUCGAGCUGCCCCCAGUAAGGACAUACCGCAGGCACGCAAGCCUGUGGAACAAGACCAAGAAGGGAAAGAAGAAGAAGAGAAAGAAGAUGAAGGAUGUCUAAAGGGCAUACCUGAAGAAGAAGACGAAGAAGGAGGAGGAGGAGAAGGUAGUGGAGGUGGAGGAGGAGGAAGUACAGAGAAGGUAGGAGGAGGACGCAGCACCGUCAGCAGCAGCAGCAGUAAUAUCUGGGGUGUGGGGUGGAGGAGCGAGGCUGACCUUCCCGCCUCCGUCGCCGCCUGCUUCGAGGACGCUUCUCUACUGGCCAAGCUCCAGAACCGUCUGCUCUCCCUGGUGGGCCGCGCCAGCAGGUAUCGUCUUCAGCGAGGCCUCAGUACCCCAAUCAUGCCCUUGGAGGCUCUCCGACGGAAGGUGAAGGAGGCACGACUCCGCCUCCUACCCCACACCCACCACCCCCCGCCACCUCCCUCCUCAUCCUCCCAUAGCCCCAGCAAGCAAGGGAAAGACCCCACAGUGACCCCAGGCUCCCCAAUCUCGAGAUUAUCCUCCCCCAGCGUGAUCAGGGGUGAGGAGUCCCCCGGCAGGAAACAGCAGCACGUUGGGACGCGGUCGACGGGGUGUUCCUCCCUACAGCAGUACUGGACAGGCGAGGGCGGCAUCGGCGGAGAGGAGGAGAUUGAACUUCUCCAGCAGUACCUCAACCUGCAGCAGCUGGCUGUGUCCAGGAAGCACUCGACACAGCUCCGACGUAUCCGUGACUCUCUUCUAGCCCGCGUCAGGAGUCGGCCGUCGUCCAUGGUGAAGACCCGUAGCUCCCCGCCCCCUACCUCCGCUUCCACACCCACCAAGGACCGCCAGGCCCUCCGCAACUUUCUCCUUGAUAUUGGCUUCGUUCAGUAUUACUCUCUCCUUAACAGACAUGGGUAUGACCUAGCGACGGCGGCCCACAUGGACGCCCUUGACCUAGCCGGGGUGGGCAUCACGGAGCCUUUACACAGGAUGGCUAUCAAGUUCGAGUUUGACCUUGUAAAGAGACCACCUCCAAUUCCCGAUGACGUACCGGAGACGAUCCAGGUGUGGCUGGAGUCCUUGGGUCUGCCGGACUACGUCGAGAAUUUCCACCAGAACGGCAUCUACUGUCCUCUGGCAGCGUUGGGGCUGACCAAGCGGGACCUACAGCUGAUGGGGGUGUACAUGUUGGGUCACCGCAAGAAGAUCCUCCUCGCUAUAAUAGGCCUCAAAGAAGCCUUGUUUAGGAAAGAAUAAUUAAAUAAAUUAGAAGAGCUUUAAGUACAGCAGUAACAAUGAAUAAGCUGUAUACUAAUGAUUCUUCUAGAAAUAUAUUUAAUGUGAAGCUAGCUAUCGUAGGAACAAAAAAUAUAUAUAAAUAUAACGGGUGUAAAUAACACUUGAUACCACGAUAUUUCUAUAUGUUCAAAACAGCUGUUCUGUACUGUCUCGGUAUAAAUGGUCUGGUUCCAUUAUAACUUUAAGGUCUAACCAUCAAACGAAAACCAGGAACCAGAUUAUUCUAUAAUUUAUAUUCACUGAGAGAAGUCAUAAAGGUGACCAGUUGAUUUCUGUCAUGUCAGAUAACAAAUGAUCACUUACAUGAGGUUAUGGAGACAAAAACAAUUGAUGCUAACCAGUUAUAGUGAAGUAUUAAGCCUUUUUUAUUGCUCAAAUAGUGCUGCAUAAGGCGCUGUACACAGGAAGCUGGUCAAGGAAUAUCUAAUGUGUUGGCAGUUGUUAAUAAUGAGGGCGAACACAGAAAUAUUCAAGCGACGUCUCCAAGCUCAGUCAAAAACAUACAUCAAAGCAACAUAAAUCCGAGCAGUAAAUACCACUAUAAAAUUGCCUCAUUUACAAAGUGCUAUGUGAAGAGAAACAGCUUUAAUAACUGGUAAGUAACAAGGUUUGGUUUUACUGACGAAGGGAGAUGUAAAAUGGCCAGAAAUUCUACAAUAUGUUAACUUGCUAAAGACAUUAUCAACCCGCCCAGCUGCUAUCCUAAUAACUGGUAGGAUUUUUGUGACGUCACUUUCCAUGUGAGUUUAGAAUGUUACAUUUCUUGUAUUGUAAACGUUGCCUGUUAGUGUUACUGUGAACUGCCUGUGUCAUUCCAGGUUAUAUACAGUAUCUAUAAAUCUUCCCGAGACAAAAGAAUAUGACUAUUGAGUAGCUUAAUUUAGUGUACAGUAUAGCUAAAUGUUUCUGUUAUCAUUAAUAUGUCCGAUGUGUCUUUAUGUUUGUCCGGCCGUCAAUCUUUCAUAGCUUAGACCCAACCAUUGUUAAACAUGGUAUGUGAGGUGGGGUAGGGGGGGGGGAGCUUUAGGGCAAUUUUAAUCAGGGUGACAAUCAUAAUGGCUUGCAUUUAAAAGGGGGAAGAGCAGUAGGUAUUAACCCAACUUGUAGCGUGAGCUGGGGAAAGAGGAGAGCCCACGAAACUGUCAUUAUCUUACUGAGUUAUGUUUAUUUAUCAAUAUUUUAAAAAUAUAUUUGUAUAACUGUUUGGCCACCUGGAGCUUAGACACCCAAGCUUUUUUUCACUUGAUAAUUAACCACCUUAACGCUAACCUAACUCCCCCAGGUAGCGUUAGGGUGUUUAAUCAGGUGAAAUAAUUUAGGGUGUCUAAUCUUCAGGUGAACCGCACUUUGAAUAACUUGAUACUGCAUUAACGACUAGGGAAUAUAUUUGUGCAUUUAAUAAGACAAUUUUGUUACUUUUCGAUACUUUAAGUUACAAAAUGAGUAUACCGUAUAGACAUGUUAUAGUAUCUGCAUUUGUUAACAAAACCAACCACGAACUAAGUCAAAAGAUAUACUUUGUUUACCACACAUGUCAAUAUUAUUAUUAUCAUUAUUAUUAUUAUUAUCAUUAUAUCAUUGUUAUCAAUAUUGUUACAUGAUACAAAAGUGUAGGUACAGGUUAGUGGGUGAACAUAAUGUGAUAGGCUACUGCAAAGUCCCCCUAUAUACAUGGUGUACUGAGUCAAUAUGUGAUAGACUGUUUAGUCUUUAUGUAAAGCUAGUCUUAACUUUUUUAUAUAUAGUUUUCUGUCGUCUUCUGUUUAUAUUAUAUAAGAUUGGUCUGUGUGUGUGUGUGUGUGUGUGUGUGUUAGGAGAGCGAGGUAAUGUCCAGCUUGGUGCCCGUUACAUGAAUACUUACCCCCCCUAGUUGGAAGAGUUUUCGACUGUGAUAGAUAUAUAAUUUAGUGAAGUAAUUUUAUAACUGUUUGUGACAUAUGGCAUCAACAACCACAUGUUUUAUAUUUGAGUAAUUUUUCGCCUUCCAUUAUACCGUUUUGUUUACCACUGAGAAGUUACCAUAUACUGUAUCAUGAUAUAUAUCCAGAUUACAGACGCAGCUUAAGGAAAGAUUAGUCAGCUUUUCCGACAUGUCAUAUCAUUUCCCAGACAGCUUUUUCAAAAUAAGUUAUUUUACGUGACACGACACAUUUCCUGUCCCGGCCCAGAGAUUCCCCAGUAGUUCCUGUAGCCAACUGUACUUGUUUAACUCUAUCUGGGACCAAACACCUCCUUUACGCAAGGCAGAGAAAAGUACAGAUUCCUUUGAAGGCGUAGAGUUAAACUUAAACAAACCCACGUGUAGCCAUAAUGCGACCUUAUUUAUAUAAUACUCUAAAAUAUAUGUAAUCCUAAUUAAUUAAUACUUCUUGAACGACGAAUAUAUAUAUCACAGACACUUGAUAUCCUUUUUAUGUAACAAAAUUAACACCUAACGAUCUGUUUAUAUUGUUUACUAAGGAGAAAACAGUGUCCAUAUAUUAAUCAUUACAGUCGUUAUGUCUGCUUGAUUACCCCCAAUCAUGUCCAGCGAAUCCAGAAUAUAUAGUGUCGUGGUUAUUUACAUUAUAAAAUCAUGUAACUCCUGAAGCAUAUAGAUGUGAUUUAAUUUCUAUCUGUGUGUGUCUUGUCAGUGCCCUUCUAAUGUUUAAGAAGCUAUAAUAGGAAUAUUCCCUGUUCCCUUUGCCACAAUACUCCUGAACACUGGUACACUAUGGCAGCUGUGUUGAGGGAGACUAAUGUGUACCCUUAGUGAACUUAGAUGUUUUCAGAUGUGCCCUACCAAAACAGACAGACUGAUGCAUUCAAGUAAAAAAAUUGUCAGUGUCAUCUCUCGUGAUAAGUGUUAUUAACCUUACACACACACAGUAGGCCACCUUACAGCGAGAUGCUCCUGUAAAGCAUCGACUGAUUAUUACAUUUCUGGUAAGUGUUUUUAUAUGGCUUGAAUCACUCCAUAAGACGAGCUGUGCCACUGAACAAUAUCAACUGGAUUCUUCCUUGGUGUAUCAUCUCUUAUCAACAACAGUAAUAACACAAAUGUACGCCGCUCGUGUGGACUGCAUUAUUCAGUAAUUUCUUCUGACGUGACACUAAUAUAUAAAAAAACAUAUAAAUUGGAGUCAUGAUGUACCAACAGAGAAUCAGAUAUUGUCUCCGUGGAUCACCUGAAGAUUCGGUCCUCUCCCAGCUUGUUUCACCUGAAGAUUAACUACCCUAGUUGCCUUAAACUAACCUUAUCUCAUUCAAAAUAACCUAACCCAACUGAGCCUAACCUAUCCUAACCAAACUUAACCUGCCCUAUCCUAACUUAACCUAACCCAACUGAACCUUACCCUCCCCCAAGGUUGCAUUAGGAUGCUUAAUCCUCUGAUGAAAUAAACCGUUGGGUGGGAACAAAUCUUAAGCUGACCCACCUUCUGUUAUUAGUAGACUGUAAAUAACUACCAGUCAACGAACCAGUUGUAUUAUCCACUUCGUGUACACUUUAAUAGCCAGUUAACAACCAGUCAAACUCUGCAUCUUGUAAGGCGCUGUACCAAUAAAGUAUAUUUUUGCAA